ACAACAGUGAUAAAAAUGGAGAAUAAUUUCGAGCAAGUGGAACGCGAGCUGUUGGAGCAAGCAAAUGGAGUCGCUAACUUGGGCGAGUGUUUUAUGUGGUUGCAGCGAUGCGACGAAUUUAUACAACAGCUUGAGGAACAUAGCCGCAUCAAGCGUCCUCGGCUUGCCGUCGGACAGAGACAAUCGUUGGUUGCGAGGAUUGCGCGACUCGAGAGUGAAAAAACAUUAUUACAAAGACGUUUUGUACAUGUAGGCGGUAAUUACGCGAGCACUAGUAAUAACGCGAAUAAACUCGUGUGGCGGGAAAUAGAUGCAGCGUUCGAGAAUCGCAUUCAGACAGGUGCAGUGAUAAAUACAAACUAUAUUGAACCGCGAACGUUUUUAGAAGACGCAGGCGGUAUAGUGCUCGAGCGAGUGCGGGACGCUCUAGAGGAACACAACAGUGUGAAAGUAAACACUGCGUUUAAUGGUGUGUUUGUAACGGGUGAUAACCGUGAAAACAAAAGUAUAAACACUAAAAAUUGUGAAUUAUUUCAAAUGUCAAAUUUGGACGAGUGGUAUGAGCGACGCGUUAUCGAGCCCACAUUAGCAUCACUCGAAGAGUUUCAAGAACGUGAUAGCGGGUGGGCGCUAUCGCGAAUUCUCAAUUUGACUCUAAAUAUAAAUAAGUAUAAUCCUCUACACGCAGGGUGUCACGUGACGUUACCGCGAGAAAUAAUAAUGAAACGUGCGGUAGUGAACGUUAAUUCAAAGGACAAUGCAUGCUUCGCGUGGUCAGUGGUCGCUGCGCUAUACCCUGCCGAAAGAAAUUCAGAAAGGGAGUCAUCAUAUCCGCAUUAUACAACAGUUCUAAAGUUUAACGACAUUGCGUUUCCCGUUACACUAAAGGAUAUAGGAAAAUUUGAGAGUCUUAACAAUGUAUCGAUCAACGUCUACGGGAUCAAAAAGGAAAUGGCGAUGCUAAAGAUUCUUCCGCUGCGACUCUCCAAUGACAAGAAAGAGAAGCAUGUCAAUUUAUUAUACUUGCAAAAUCUGCGCGAAGGCGGCGUGGGUCACUUUGCUUGGAUAAAAAAUCUGUCCCGUCUCGUUAGCUCCCAACUGAAUAAAAAGGAGCACAAGAAAUACAUUUGUGAUCGGUGCUUGCACUAUUUUUCGUCUUGCGAGAGGCUGCAAUUACAUGAUGUGGACUGCCAGACGAUGAACGACUGUGCUAUCACACUGCCCGCUGAAGACAACAAAUGGUUAAAUUUUCAGAACGUAAACCACAAGGAACGAGUGCCCUUCGUUGUCUACGCAGACCUCGAGUGUGUGCUGCGGAAGACACAACACAAUGCAGAGCAAGCGUCGUACACAUAUCAACAACACGAAGUAUUCAGCAUUGGAUACUACGUGCGAUGCUCUUACGACGACGCGUUAUCUACGUAUAGGUUUCGUCGCGAUAAAGAUUGCAUCACGUGGUUCACGAAACAAAUUGAAAAAUUAGCGCAUAAUGUUAAAACUCGUUUAUCCACUAAUGUCCCCAUGGAAACGUUAUCGAAAGAACAAUUGGAGGCAUACCGUAGCACGACGCGGUGUCAUAUCUGCGAUAAGCCGUUUGCGCCAGACGAUACGCGAGUGCGCGAUCAUUGUCACUUGACCGGUCGUUACCGCGGUCCAGCACAUUCUCUUUGUAAUCUAAAUUAUCGAAAUGUAUCAUAUAUACCAAUUAUUUUUCAUAAUUUAUCUGGAUACGAUUCACAUUUCAUUAUUAAGGAAAUAGCCACUGCGUUCAAAGGAAAGACCGACAUACUCCCCAUCACGAAAGAAAAGUACAUUUCUUUCACAAAACAUGUCAUAGACACAGCCGAUAAAUUAAAUCCACACAAUUACAUAAAACUACGGUUUAUAGAUUCAUAUAAAUUUUUAAAUACUAGUCUCGAAAAAUUGGCAUCGUUUCUAGGUAAAGAAAAAUUAAAAAUUGUACGUUCCAAAUUUUUACACUUGUCUGACAAGGAUUUCGAUUUAUUGACACGAAAAGGUGUAUUUCCGUACGAGUACGUAGAUUGCGUGGACAAGCUGCAGGACAUAUGUUUACCGCCGCGCGAAUUAUUUUUCAGUUCCCUGACCGGUGAUACUGUAUCCGAGAGCGAUUACGCGCACGCCGAGAAUGUCUGGGAGCGAUUCUCCGUUCGAACGUUGGGUGAAUACAGCGAUCUAUAUUUGAAAACGGAUGUGUUAUUGUUAGCUGACAUUUUUGAAAAUUUUCGCGAUAAAUGCUUAGAAAGUUACGGUCUCGAUCCAGCACAUUAUUACACUCUCCCCGGAUACACGUGGGACGCUAUGUUAAAAUAUACAAAAAUUACUUUCGAACUGCUUACUGACAUUGACAUGGUAAUGUUCAUCGAACGCGGUAUACGUGGUGGCCUCAGUCAAUGUUCAGGCAGACAUGCGCGAGCCAAUAACAAGUACAUGCAGACGUACGACCCAUUGAAACCAUCUUCAUAUCUUAUGUACUUUGACGUCAAUAAUUUGUACGGAUGGGCAAUGUGUCAGCCACUGCCCUAUGGAGAAUCUCAAUGGGUCGAAGAUGUCUCUAAUUUUGACGUGUGUGCGAUCGCUCCUGAUUCACCAACGGGAUACAUUCUCGAAGUUGAUCUCGAGUAUCCCCGAGACCUUCACGACGAGCACACUGACCUACCUUUCUGCCCGACGCGCGAUAAACCGCCAGGCAAGCGUGAAUAUAAACUUUUAGCGACCUUGUAUGAUAAGAAACGUUACGUCAUUCACUACCGCAACAUGCAGCAGUGCACGCGUCACGGUCUUCAUAUCGCGAAGAUACACCGUGUGUUAAAAUUCGCACAAUCUCCAUGGCUCUGUAAAUAUAUAGAGUUAAACACACAAUUCCGAACCAUCGCUAAAAAUGAUUUCGAAAAAAAUUUGUAUAAACUCAUGAACAACGCGGUGUUCGGUAAAACAAUGGAGAAUGUGCGCAAUCAUGUUGACGUUAAAUUGUUGACGACAUGGGCGGGGCGGUAUGGUGCGGAGACAAUGAUCGCGAAACCAAAUUUUCAUAGUCGAAGUAUUUUUGCAGAAAAUUUAAUCGCCGUUGAACUUAAAAAACUCGAGGUAAAAUUAUAUAAGCCGAUUUACGUAGGUAUGUGUAUCUUAGAUAUUUCUAAGACGUGUCUAUAUGAAUUUCAUCACGAAUACAUGCUACCUUUAUAUCGUGACAAAUGUAGAGUCAUGUACACCGACACUGACAGUCUCAUAUACCUCGUCGAGUGUGAGGAUAUUUACGAGACGAUGAAACGCGAUAUCGCUAGGUUUGACACGAGCGAUUAUCCAGUCGAUAACGCGUACGGUAUGCCUCUUGAGAAUAAAAAAGUUCCGGGUCUAAUGAAAGAUGAGAACAAUGGUAUAAUAAUGACCGAGUUCGUUGGACUUAGAGCAAAGAUGUAUGCGUUGAAGGUGGAUGGAAAGAAGGAUACGAAAAAGGCGAAAGGUGUCAAGAAUAGUGUAGUAGCGCGAACCAUAACGUUUGAUGAUUACACCCAGUGUUUGAGAGAUGAGAUCGAGAUGACGCGUCGCCAAUCAUGCAUAAGAUCCAAGAUGCAUGAAGUAUACACGGUGUCCGAAACGAAAAUUGCUUUGAGUCCGUACGACGAUAAGAGAUACCUUAUACCCGAUUCAGUUGAAACGUUACCAUGGGGACAUUAUCGAAUACCGCUAUAAUAUUUUAUAUUUUAUAUACACAUUUUAUAAUUUUACAUUAUAAUUUCAUUCAUAUUUUUAUGUAAAAGUAUUAAUAAAGUACAAGUAUUAAUAAUAAGAAUGUAUUAAGGAUAAUGGAAGGAUGAUAAAGAAAUCUCGCAUAAUAUAAAAUUAAUAAUGUAUUUUAUGUUUAUACGGUUACAUUGUACUUUUAUGUAAAUAUAAUAAAAACAAUUUUCAUAUGGAUUAAAUAACAUUGCUUUUAUGUAUCCAUGAAUUAUGCGCUUCAUCGAAUCCCAACCACUUGACAUAAACCUCGUCUCCUUUUCUGCGUAAUAUUUUUUCAACAAGAUACACGUCAGGAUUUGCAGCACGCUGCAGCUCAUAUUCGUAGAAUCCUCCAGCGACAGGUUUUCCACAGGAAUCUUCCAGUACAUAUGUCGCAGGAUUGGUACGCUGUACUUUGAUAAUUUUAAAUAUUUCCGUAGUCCAAUUUGGUGUAUAGCCCUUCUCAAAAACAGUUUUGAAUUUGCUGACGCGCACCGAGUCACCUACUUUAAAUCGCGCGGGUGCUGCAAUUUUUAUGUGACUGUACACAGUGGUUAAGAGUUUUUUAGCGAUUGCAGGCGUAACAUCGAUGGGUCGCAUGCCGAUAGUUCGAUGCUUUCGUACAUUGUAAUCUGACACGAGACGUGGCAGCAGAUCAAGCCAUCUAUAAUUUCCAUUGAGUGUAAAUUGUUUCCACAUAACGUUCUUUAAUGUGCGGUUAAAGCGUUCGACAACUGAUGCUUUCAUUAUGGAGUACGUAGAAUAAUGUUUAAUAUCAUGUUUUUUUAAUAGUUUCUGCACGUUUGCGUUAUAAAAUUCCUUUCCUUUGUCUGUUUGAAAAUUUUUCGGACAUCUUUCAUCUUUCCGAAUUAUCUUUGCAAUCGCAAUAGCAACUUCGCUACCACUCUUGGUCUUAAGCGGCACAGCCCAUGCAUGCUUGCUCAGCACGUCGAUAACGGUGAGUAUGUAGUGAUAACCUCGGUUAAAUCGCGUGUAAGGACGCAUCUCAACCACGUCCGCCUGCCACAGGUCAUCAUAUCCGCGAACUAUGACAUGUCUUCGAGGAAAAUUUCUUCUCGCCGGAGCAUGCAACUCCUCAACCAGCAAUUGUUUCUCAGACAUGUUUGGAGUAUAAUAUGUAAAUGACACAUAUAUUCGAUGUAUUGACUUUUUUACUCUGCACGAUGAGUCACCGCGUCGAGCUGUCUUUGAAACUCGUUUAACAUAUGAGCUGUAAUUUCCACUCUACUUUGAAGUGUCUCAAUCUUCCUCUCGAUUUCAUCCUGUCGAUCCUUUAAAAUUUUCACGGUCUGCUGCACGUAUCGUUUAUUGGCUGCAUCAGUAUCGUCUACAGGCAGCGCUACACGUCGAAUUUUGCGCGACUUUGCAUCAAAAUCAGUGGCAGUCAUGCAAAGAGCGUUAUCGCGCACGUAAUUUCUGACUAAUCCACUCCAUUGGUAGUAUGGUUCCGCACCACCUUUUCCAAGCGAUGUUCCAAACUUGUUGAUUGACAUUUCGAUGUUGACUAAAUGGUUUGUUUCAUGCAGUUUUAAUUUAUAAUAAGACCAACCUCGCGAAGUUCUUCAAUAAUUGAUAGAAUCUCGUUGUCGUGAGCAUUGUGCCCUGCCUGGUGUGAGGCCUCGAGCAAUCGAAGGCGAUCCACAAGCUCGUUGGGAUCAUCCCAAUGAACAUAAUCGAUUUUGUUAUCAUUUAAUGUAAUAGCGCUCGGUAUACCUUGUCCAACUUUUACGUCUGUUACUAAAGGCGCAAUUAUAUUUUUGUAUUUAGACCCUUUGUUGCCCAUUACUUGAUUAUGUGCAAUAUGCCCGCGCCUAUAUGCAUUUGUUACCAAUAGAAUGUUUUUAUAAUUCUGCAGGUCAUUAUUCGUGUACAUGUUGGGCAUUUUCAUGAAAAUUAAUUCGUACAGACCAGGUGUUCCCACAUAUAUUUUACCAUCUAUGACUAUGCUGUCAUUCUUAUGUAUGUCGAUGCGUUUAUCGCAUGAUAAAUCGCAUAUGAUAAAUCGCUAUCAUGUAAUAUUUGCGAUGUUUCAUUCAAAUUAGUUGGUACAGUUUUUGAUCGUCUCAUUUUUUUAACAGGAGUAGAGGUCAUUAUAGAAUUGUUAAGCGAAGCGUUUAAUCGCUUUCGUUUCGGUUUUGGUUCUGAGUAUUCGUCUUCCCCCGAAAAGAACGAUUCAUUCUUAAUCGGAUCUGAUACAUUACCAACGGUGUUUUCAACAAUCUGUUUUAAUGGUUCGAUAAUGGGCUUAAAGUGUCUCUCCAACGCCAUCUCUUCUUGCACUUUACCCGCUUUCAAAGCGCGAUAUUUUUUGCGAAUUGAAUCACUCGUUUUCGCAAUCUCUUUCACAAUCUUCUCACGAUUCAUACUGUUAUCUGUGUUAUCCAUGUUGAGAAACGCUACUUGGUCAACGUAUCGAAAACAACUAACUGCUUUAUGGUAUUGCGAAGUCAUUAAAUCCUUUUCGAUACCGUCCAUUAGCGAGCGCACUAUCCUUAUCUAUCACUAAAAAUCCAUACUUUUGUUGCCAACAAGUAUGACAUAAAUUGCUAAAAUCCUCGUAAGACAUAUCGGUAUUUACAUGAUCGUUGUACGCAUGUUUUAGAUUAGUACCAUCCUGCUUGAAUAAAAUUAGCAAAUUCGCAUUGUCGCGUAUAAGAUGUUUCGGUAUCUUUGCAUACGUCUGACAGAGAUAGAAGCAGUCGACGUCCACGUGUCGCCCCAUUGCAAAGUAGUCUCUUAUCGUAUCUUGCUUAUCACACGCCACGUCAUCAAAGAUAAAAAUGGAAUUCGGAAACGCUUCACUCGGCUGAAUGACAUCACAGUUAUUGGAGAAUGCAAAAUAACUAACUUCUUCAAUCGGUGUCAAUAAAUUUUCCAAAUAUCGAUAUUUCGGUUGUUGUAAUGAUUUCGAGUACACAUACACAUUCUCAAAACGUACUCCAUGCGGACUUUCCAAUAAGCUUAUUAAUACGUUUGUCUUGCCACAAUUUGACGGACCGCAAAUUAUACCGCGUAUAGAACUCGGCAACAUGUUUCCAUGUCUCCGUAUCUUUCGUUCGGACAUUAUCCUGUCAUCGAAAUUUGUUAUUUUAAUCGCUGGUGAAUGUUGUACGAACCGUAUAUUUUUCCCCUCUCAUAAGAACUGAUAAAAAUUAUAUUAAGACCGAUCUAUUUAUAGAGACGCGCCGAGCAAAAUUGCUCAGUAUGUAAAAUGUUUCUCAUAUUGUCACAUCCCUCUGAUAUACUCGAUUUGAGCGCCGAACAGUUAGAAUUCGUAUCGAAGCCUAUUUUGCUACGCGUGUGUGGCAACUAUAUCAAACACGUGUGGGAUAGGCUUCCGGAACAUAUAAAGACUGAUCCAGAGGUUCAAAGCUAUCGUCAUUGUUACGAGCAUUAUAAUCAAUCGUGGCAGCAGACGCACAUCGACGGCCCCGCACUGUUGAUAAAGAAUUGUCGCGAAUGCCAGCGGUAGGUCGCGGCUUGUUAAAUCGUGCGAUAAAUGCGCUUCCUUUUGAACUGCAUAUACCUGGAUAUCAAUUUUGCGGUCCGGGUACUAGGCUGAAAAAGCGAUUGGCCAGAGGCGAUCGGGGUAUUAAUCCGUUGGACGUGGCGUGUCGCGAACACGACAUUGCGUACUCCCGGAGCAACGAACUCACCGACAGACACGCAGCUGACAAUAUACUCGCUGCGGAAGCGCGAAAACGCAUUACAGCGAACGAUUCGACUUUUGGAGAAAGAGCUGCUGCAGCCACCGUUUGGGCAGCUAUGAAGACUAAGAUGAAAAUCGGUAUGGGCUUGAAAAAGAAAAAAAGAGAUAAAAAGAAAAAAAGAGAUAAGAAGAAAAGAACGAGUAAACGAAUACUUCCGGUAGCGAAACGCGGAGGUGUUUUACCCAUUCUACCGCUAUUGGGAGUUCUCGGGUCGUUGGUCGGCGGAGCGGCGGGAGUUGCGAAAGUUGUGAAUGAUAACAAGGCAGCGCAGCGUCAGCUGAAAGAAUUGAAACGUCAUAAUCACGUCAUGGAAGGUCAUGGAGUUUAUCUCGCUCCAUACAAACGUGGACAAGGAGUUUUGAUGAAAAGAAAAAAAAAAAAA
This is a messenger RNA of Monomorium pharaonis (pharaoh ant), 7851 nucleotides long. RefSeq lists its product as uncharacterized. The transcript is spliced from 2 exons. The record is from RefSeq and is a predicted model, not a curated record. Gene Ontology annotation, molecular function: DNA binding; nucleotide binding; DNA-directed DNA polymerase activity. Lineage: Eukaryota; Metazoa; Arthropoda; Insecta; Hymenoptera; Formicidae. Gene Ontology annotation, biological process: DNA replication. The coding region runs from base 16 to 3711 and encodes 1231 amino acids.